AUGUCUUCUUUUGUUCAUGAAAGUGUAUAUGAAGGAAACUAACCAAUAGAAACAGAAUUCAAUGUAGUUUUUAUUAAUGGACCAGAAUCAUAAAUAAUAGAAAUGAAAUUUUCAUCUGUAUAAUAAAUUCUGAUUUUAGGAUUAAAAUUUCAUCUUACUAGCAACAGAAGAAGGAUUUAAAUUAUAUAACUUGCAAAAAGAUGAACUUAUUAUUAAUGAAGAAAAUAUUAAAUUAGGAAAAAUUUACUCGAUUGACUUCUUUGAUAACUCAGUUAUUGUAUUUGUAAUUGGAUUAGAUUAAAAUAUUGUUAUAUGGGAUUAUAAUUAAGGGUAAGUUAUUAAAAAAUAUCCUAUCCUUUAAGCCCCAUAAUAGAUUUCAUUUUGUAAUCCAUUUAUAAUAGCAGGAAUUAAAUAAUAAAAUGAGAAUGUUAUUUUAGUAUUAAAUGUAAGAACUGAUUAAGCUUAUCGAUAUUUAUAUACAUAAAACUUAAAUGGAGAGAUAAUUUAUGCUAAUAAUAAUAAUCAGUUUAAUUGCCUAUUAACGUAUCUAAAUAUAUAAGGAAAUUAUUUAAUCAUUGAUUUUUUACAUUAUCAAACAUUGUAAGGACUCAAUAUUAAAACAAUCACUGCAAUGUCAGAUGAUCAAAUCAUUGAAUAUUAACAGUAAUCUCAAUCCAAACAAUAAACUACAUCCUAAUUUAGAUCUUAUUCUAGUGUUGGUUACAUUUAGACUUGUAUAGCUAUAUCUAGUGAUAGCAAUUUACUUGCCAUUUCACCGUUAGUUGACAACUAAAGAAUAUAUAUUUUUAGUAUAUCACCUUCAGAACAACCAAAGCUGAAAUAUCAUUUAUAUCGAGGAUAAACUAAAAAAAUAUUGAGCUUAUAUUUUGGACCGAAUGAGAUGCUUGCAUGUAUUAGUUUUUAAAAUAACAUUCAUAAAACUAAAAAUGAUGCAACCAUUCAUUUAUAUUAUAAAAUGAAAGAAAUAUUGGAAAACGAAAAUAAAGAUUAAAAGAGUUUAACAAGAUUAUAUUUUAGAACUUAAUCAAGUGAAAUUACUCAUUAAAAAAGAACUCGAUUAAUGUUGCUUUUAAUUAACAAGGAAAAAUUAUAAGUUUUUUCUGGAAAUCAAUUUAAAUUUGAGGAGUAAUUGUAAUUGGACUCUAAUUUAGUAAGUAAAGGGAUAGAAAAUUAUAUUUUAUGGCCAAAAGCUGAUCCAUAUUGA
Messenger RNA from Paramecium pentaurelia, 1225 nucleotides. The record is from the annotation of a GenBank genome assembly. NCBI's taxonomy places the organism in Eukaryota, Ciliophora, Oligohymenophorea, Peniculida, Parameciidae.